Ixodes scapularis (black-legged tick) is the source of this 1915-nucleotide messenger RNA. Its product is annotated as monocarboxylate transporter 12. The record is from RefSeq and is a predicted model, not a curated record. The transcript has 5 exons. Gene Ontology annotation, molecular function: monocarboxylic acid transmembrane transporter activity. Lineage: Eukaryota; Metazoa; Arthropoda; Arachnida; Ixodida; Ixodidae. Bases 443 to 1825 code for a protein of 460 amino acids. Gene Ontology annotation, biological process: transmembrane transport.
CGUGGGGCGAGGGGGAUAGCACGGGCAGAGCAGCAGCGUAGAGGAUGGAGAAGCGUGCGGGCGAGGCGUAGCUUGGGAAGGCCUGUCCGCUCAGGCGCAUUAUCUCAUCACGCGAAUUUUCUUGCGCCAAUCGCGGCGGAGGGAAGCAUUCGCGGUCGGAAUUCACGGACGAUCGAUUGCGUAUGGGAUUUCUUGUCCGAUGGCAUGGCCGAAGGGAUCUUAUUCUCGGCGUCACGUUUUGGGUGACCAGUGCAUGUGGCUUCCGCGUUGCGGGUAACGAACGACACUGAAGUGGCGACGGUCAAAGGCGACCUCUGGCUUCACCAGAAGCCAGCAUGGUCCGGACAGCAUCCACAGCUGGCUCACUGCAGGAGCAUGUGCGCUUUCCACCUUCUUCGCCUUGGCUCCAUUGAGGUCGUCCGGGAUCCUUUAUGUCAUCAUCAUGAAGGAGUUCAGCGUGAGCCGAGAAGAAGCGGUCUGGACCAUCAUGCUUCUUGGGGGGGCAAGAGUGUUGUCAGGACUGCUGGCGGGACCCCUGGGCCACCGCUUCACUGCGCGGCCUGUGAUCAUUGUAGGAAGCGUAAUCUCAGCCCUCGGUGUCAUGCUCAGUUUCUUCGCCGACUCUAUUGGGACGCUGCACGCCGCCUUAGGAGCAGUGCACGGUUUCGGAAGCGGGAUCGUCUACGCAAUGAACCCCAUAGUAAUCAGCGAACACUUUGUCAAGUACAAGGGACUGGCGAUGGGCAUCAACUUCGCCGGAUCGACGCUCGGAACCUUCGUCUUUCCCAAGCUUCUCGAAUAUCUCGUGGGUGUGUUCGGAUUUCACGGCGCCCUACUUAUCUUCGGUGGCUUACUACUCAACUCCGUCGCGUUCAGCCUGUUUCUCCGGCAGCCCGUCUGGCUCAAGUCAGAGAGCACCACAACUUUAAACGAAGUCACCGAUGAAACGGAGUGCCAAGGGCGUGCCGAGCAGUGGACCAUUUCGGGAUCUAUAGCCGACAGGGACGCUAUCGUUAAAGACAAGCCCGAAUCGAUGCUCAUGGGCUUGAGCAUCUUCAAGCUUCCCAUGUUCUACGUCAUCACCUAUUCGUUCAUCUCAUUCAAUUUAAGUUACGACUGCUACAACUCCCUUUUCAUCGACUUCGCCAUCGACAAAGGAAUUCCGAUGAGCAGUGCGGUGACUAUGAUGUCUCUUUCCUCGGUGCCUGACCUGGUUGGAAGGCUGGUCCUUCCUGCUGUGACGGAUCGGGGACUGAUCAAGAGGAGGACAUUAAUGAUGGCCCUGCUCGCUCUAGUCGGGGUCCUGUACAUUGUGCUGCCUUACCAGCAAGGCUAUGACAUCAUCUUCGUGCUAACGUCCGCUGUGGCACUUCUGCUCGGCUGUGGAGUCGUACUCUUCCCUGUACUGCUCGUCGAGUACGUCGGCAUAGACCGAAUGGCUAUGGCGACUGGCAUGCUGACGGCCCUGUCGGCAACGUUUUCCUUUGGCAAGCCGUCCAUUAUCGGUUUUUUUUCGCGACACCCUGGGAUCCUACCACUACCUGUUCGUGGUCUGCGGUUGUGUCGCCAUCUCAGCGUCGUUGGCCUGGGCGGUUGUAGCAGCAGUCAGCCGCAACACCGUCAAGACAAAGUGGACUCUUCAACACGCCUUUACGGGAAGAGACAUUUCCCCGGGAAAGUUUUCCUACCUUCCCUCCCUAAUUAUGCUCGACGACGGCCACUACGUGGACUACAAGCGCGUGGCGCGGCACAGCGUGUCGUCCAUAUUUUACUGAAAGUCAAAACAUUGUUUCAUUGUAAACUAUUCACUUCACCAAUCGCAUAGAAGGAUGCUGCGUUUCAUAAGCUGGAGUCACGGAUGGUUGCCGAGAGCAUUUCAUUGUACAUCCCUGGCUAGCCCAAAUACUUCAUCGUU